AUGCGUGACAUUAGAAAACAACUGGAACAACAUCGAUGUUCCUCAUCUGUUCGUCUUUAUCAUGAUCAGUUGACCUCGAAUGAAGAGUUACAAACGCUGAAAGAUUCGAUUGGACAACUCAUUUCGGUGAAUUCUUUUCUCUCGACUAGUAUCAGCCGUCAAUUAGCUCUUUCUUUUCUCGAAUUAUCGACGGUCUCAGAUGAUUUACAGAGAGUAUUAUUUGAAAUUGAUGCUAAUCCUCGACUGAGCGGUAUCAAACAAUUCGCGAACAUCACUUCGUUUAGUUAUUUUCCUGGUGAAGAUGAAGUAUUGAUGAUGUCAGGAUCUAUCUUUCGACUUGUCAACAUUCAGCGUGAUGACGGUCGAGUUUGGAUCAUCCAAAUGACUCUUUGUGGCGAUAAUGACCACGAUUUGAAGUCGAUCUUUGGUUAUUCGAAGGCACGACUCGAACCAGAAGGAACAAGCUUAUACUCUUUAGGUCAAGUUCUUCGUGAUAUGGGCAAAUUCGAUGCGACCGAAAAAUACAUUCCUCGUUUUCUCAAUCAAUUGCCUCGAAAUCACAGAGACGUUGCUCUCUGUUGUCAUGCGCUCGGUGUUAUUAUAGAGGAGAACGGCGAUUAUGAUUUGAGUCUACAGUGGCAUCAGAAAUCGUUGGAAAUGUGGGUGCGAACAUUGACGUCGAACGAUCCUACCCUGGGAGAUGCUCAUAAUUGUGUCGCUGUUGUCUAUCGAAAAAAAGGCGAUUACAAACGGGCACUUGACUCGAAUGAAAAAGCCUUGAUGAUUUUUCGACAAACAUUCGGUGAUGAUCAUCUCAAAAUCGCCAUGGGUUUUAAUAAUAUUGGUGUUGUCUAUUACGAAGACAAGAAAUAUUUUUUAAAAGCGCUAGAAUAUUAUCAAAAGGCCUUAGUUGUAUGGCAAAAGCAUCUUCCUGCUAAUCAUUCUCACUUGGAAGCAGCAUAUAACAACAUUGGCGAAGUUCAUAGGUAUCUCGAUCAGUAUGAUUUGGCGCUAAAGAAAGGCGAUAUGAAACAAGCACUCAUACUUUUAGACAAAGCAGCCGUUAUCUUUCGUCACGCAUUGCCUCCGACCAAUUCUGAUGUGAUUCGCAUUGGACAAAAUAUUGAAUGA
Molecule: messenger RNA, 1131 nt
Organism: Didymodactylos carnosus
Lineage: Eukaryota; Metazoa; Rotifera; Eurotatoria; Philodinida; Philodinidae
Source: the annotation of a GenBank genome assembly